CAUUGAUAUAAGCCAGCCUUUGCCCCCGGGUUCUCGCGCUCCAAAUCGGAUAAGGGGUGCCUUAUAGUCUCCCAACUCUGAAUUUGCCGAGUCUGACAAGGGCCACUCGGCUUUAAGAUUACAAACAUCUGAGAAAGGCUAUUUACCUGACUAGUUCGCUUUCAGUUGCUGUUCUUGUUUCUCCAAAACAUCCAAAACAUGACAAACGCCGACAUGUUCCCCGAAGGUUUUAUCCCAGUCGGCGGCCGUGGUGGACCUCCACCGCCUCGACCAGGAAUGGGAGGUCCUCCUCGCCCAGGGCCAAACAUGAUGGCUCCGCGCCCACAGCCACAUCCAGUGAUGGCCCAGCCCAACAUGGGGCAACCCAUCAACAGACUACCCAUGAUGUCACGCCUUGUUAAAAAGCGUAGCACGCACGAGAUCUCAGAUCUACGCGACGAGUUUCGCUCGCCCGAGGACUGCCGCGAUCGGUUGACGACAUACUAUGUCUUCCGCAUCGAACCGGUCGAGGGUGACGAGGGCCACACGGUCGAGGGAGAAAAAAUCCAAUCGACGUGGAUGAAUGCCCACGUCACCGAGAUCGAGGACCUGCCGCGCAAGGAGAUCAUCAGGCAAAUCCGUCAGCUAAACAAGGCAAGCGACAGUGGCGUCGCCGAGAAGAAGAAGGGUAUGGGCGCUGGCCAGCAGCGGCAGAUAGAAAAGGCACGCAAGAAGCUCGAGACGCACGAGUUAGUUGACCCUGAACAUUUCGAGAUCACUCUUGUUCAGUUGGACGACAAGCGCCGAGAGUUGACAGACAAGGAGUAUAAGAAAUAUGAGAAGAAGCUGCAUGGUGGCGCCAAGGCUGGAACAACGACCGUCACCACGGUGCUCAUAUCCAAGCCCAACGGACAGGUCAAAAAGAAGAAGAAGAAGAUGGAAAAGCGUGUCUCCAUCACCGCUUACUUCAAAAACGCGCCCAAACCUGGGGUAGAUGUUGAGGCCUUGCUCAAGGAGAGGGAGAUUGAGGAAGACAUCAAGGCUCAGAGGAUACAUCAUGGGAUUGAUGGUCUAUCGGGACCGCAUGAUUUCCCUCCAGAUUCCUUGAUGAACCAGAUGCCACGUUUCCCGCAAGGCCCUCCCCAGGGGCAGUUUCCCAUUCCAGGCCAGAUCAAUGCCAAUCUUGGACCGCCGCGUCAAGGGCCUCUUCCUCCUCGAAUGCCUGGAGGUCAGCCAUCGCGUCCGAUGCAAAAUGGACACCCUCAGCCACCUCGACCGCCAGUGGGUCGGCCUGGUCCUGCUGGUAGACCUCCGGCUGGUCGACCGCCAGUUGGUCGACCCAGACCCGCCAACCAGGGACGAGACGGCCGUCGGCGUGACCAGAGUGAUUCUUCCAGCGCCAACUCAGACUCGGGCUCCGAAUCAGACAGCGGUGGGUCCUCCAGCAGCGGGUCAUGGUCGGGCAGCGAGGAUGAAGUCAGCAUGCCAACCUCUCAUGGCUCCAUCUCUGACGGCCGGCGCAGGAAGCGUCAGAAAAGCCCCAAGAAAUAUGUUCGAGGCUCCGAGUACCAUUCCCGAUCCAGCAGCCGCAGACACAACCAUAACGACAGCGAGUACACGUUAAAAGCAAAUGGUGGCAGGCGUCAGCAGACUCAGACCCCUCGGAGGGAGCCGCAGAUAAUCAUGCCUCACGUACCCAACGCGCCAGCAUCUGCGCCCGUCAUCGUCCAGCACCCAAUGAUGCAGCAGCAGCAGCAUCAUCAACAAUACCAGCAGCAGCCAGUCCUUCACCAGCAGCAUCCCAUGGUUCCUGCCAUCGACAUCCAUGAGGCCUACAACAGGGGCCGGAUACACGGAAAAGCCGAGGAGCGAGAGGAGACGCGUCUGAUAGACGAGGCCGCCGCGGCAACCAACCGCAGGCUACCCGAAAGGUUGGCUACCCAGCCCCGCUACCUCCCAGGGCAACUGCCGGGGGUACGGCUGGUCGAGCCGGUGCGGACGCAGAGAGAGAUUGCGGCCGAAAUCGAGCUCGAAGAGCGAGAACGCAUCGCUGCGGCUGCAGUUGCGGCCGAGAGGAUCAGGGUGGAAAAGGAGAAACACGCCGCGGAAGCGAAGGCUCGCGCGGCGUGGUACCGGCAGCGGGAGGCGGAGCGUCAGGAAGAAGAAUACUGGCGCAAGGUUGAAGAACAGGACGAGCGAGAGCGGGCGGCCAGAUUGACAAUAGAGCGGGAGAGGCGCGCUUACGCUGCCUACAUGCGCGAUUCCUCUCCAGAUAUCAAUCCUUUUCCGAGACCGCAGCCGGCGAGGAAGCCGACGGUAUCAUAUCGAGAUCGGGACACAUACCAUUAUUAUGAGUGUUGAUGGGUUGGCUGGGUAUUGUGGUUUAUGUUGCAUAUGGGAAAAAGAAGGAAUCAGAACUGGUAGUUUUUGUGACUAUGGUUAAAUAUUGCGAUAUUGCGAGAGAUCAAUUAAUUAUUUCAUUCACUGGAA
Pyricularia oryzae 70-15 is the source of this 2469-nucleotide messenger RNA. RefSeq lists its product as uncharacterized. The coding region runs from base 199 to 2340 and encodes 713 amino acids. The record is from RefSeq and is a predicted model, not a curated record. Lineage: Eukaryota; Fungi; Ascomycota; Sordariomycetes; Magnaporthales; Pyriculariaceae. The transcript has a single exon.